Molecule: messenger RNA, 2994 nt
Organism: Penicillium verhagenii
Lineage: Eukaryota; Fungi; Ascomycota; Eurotiomycetes; Eurotiales; Aspergillaceae
Product: kinesin family protein
Exons: 2
Coding region: 1-2994 (997 amino acids)
Biological process (GO): microtubule-based movement
Molecular function (GO): microtubule motor activity; ATP binding; microtubule binding
Source: RefSeq, a predicted model, not a curated record
AUGCUGCCGACCACCGACGGCGCCUCUUCGAUCACCGUCACGGUCCGCGUGCGGCCUUUCACCAUUCGUGAAGCAGCUCAAAUCACCAAAUCCGACGAUGGCCCUCUCUUCCUUGGCGAUGGAUCGCUGGCAGGCGUGCCCACACCAAAGCUCAACCAAAAAGGGAUACGAUCCAUCGUCAAGGUGAUUGACGAUCGGUGUCUAGUGUUCGACCCUCCCGAGGACAAUCCUGUCCAAAAAUUCUCCCGCUCCGUUGUGCCCCAUGGCAAGCGUGUCAAGGAUCAGACUUUUGCAUUUGAUCGUAUCUUCGACCAGAGUGCCUCACAGGGUGAGGUCUACGAGUCGACAACCCGCAGCCUCCUUGAUAGUGUCCUGGAAGGUUACAAUGCCACAGUAUUCGCCUAUGGUGCGACAGGAUGUGGAAAGACGCACACCAUCACCGGAACAGCACAACAGCCCGGUAUUAUCUUUAUGACAAUGCAGGAAUUAUUCGAGCGUAUCGAUGAGCGGUCCGGUGAAAAGUCGACCGAGGUCUCGCUUUCUUAUCUCGAAAUUUACAACGAAACAAUUCGCGAUUUGCUAGUCCCCGGAGGAUCCAAGGCCGGCCUCAUGCUACGUGAAGACAGCAACCAAGCAGUGUCGGUGCCUGGUCUAUCGAGUCACCACCCACAGAAUGUGGCAGAAGUCAUGGAUAUGAUUAUGCGAGGUAAUGAAUGCCGUACCAUGUCUCCAACACUGGCCAACGCAACUUCGUCACGAUCCCACGCUGUCCUACAAAUCAACGUCGCACAAAAGGACCGAAACGCCGAUGUGAACGAGCCUCAUACAAUGGCUACACUUAGUAUUAUUGAUCUUGCCGGUAGUGAGCGAGCCAGUGCUACCCAGAACCGAGGCGAACGCCUUCUCGAAGGUGCGAACAUCAACAAGUCGCUGCUUGCACUCGGAAGCUGUAUUAAUGCGCUCUGCGACUCUCGCAAGCGGAAUCACAUCCCAUAUCGAAACUCAAAACUUACCCGACUUCUUAAAUUUGCUCUUGGUGGAAAUUGCAAAACUGUUAUGAUUGUCUGCGUCAGCCCGUCAAGCCAGCACUUUGACGAGACUCAGAAUACACUACGAUACGCCAACCGUGCGAAGAACAUCCAGACCAAGGUCACUCGAAAUGUUUUCAACGUGAACCGGCAUGUUAAGGACUUCCUGGUGAAGAUUGACGAACAGAUGAAAUUGAUCAACGAACUCAAGGCGCAGCAGAAGGACUCUGAGAAUCUCGCUUUUGCCAAAUUCAAGAAGCAGACCGAGAAGAAAGAUGCCGUCAUGCGCGAGGGUGUUGCUCGUAUUCGUAAUGCUUAUGAUCACUGUUUGCCGGACAGACAAGAAAGAACCAAUCACAUGCUCAAGCUCAGACAGAUUAGCCGCAGGAUCGGUAUUCUGUCCUCUUGGAUCGCAGCAUUCGAUACCGUGUGUGCCUCUCGCGAAGACGGAGAAGGAAUCGCCAACUUGUAUGCCAUUCGCAAAAGCGCUCAGGGUAUUCUCCUCGAAUUGGAAGGCAGCAGACAUCAUUAUAACCAGCGAUUAUCGAAGAGUACUUGGGAUCGAGCCAUGAAUUCGGCAGUUGAAAACGCCACAAAGCAACUUCAAGAGUUUGAUAUCAGCGAUGCGAGUGACUACGCCAACUUGGAUCGAGAAGCUGAGCUUCUCAAAGCCAAUGCGGAACGUGAGUCCUUAUCCGCGGUCGUGGAACAGGAUAAGGCUGGUGAAGCUGUUGCGGUGCAAUUGCUCCUCCAAGCACAAUUUGAGAUGAUGUCCUCAAUUGAAGAUAUCAUGCAACUGAAUGCAACCGAUGCCGUCCGAAAGGGACGCGUGAUCCUCGGAAAGAUGCUGGAAGACUGCUCAAACUCUGUGUCAAACCUCGUGAAGCCUGAUGGUAGCUUGCCCGCCAUUCCCACCAGUCCAAUCAAGGUAGCCAGCCCGUCAAAGCCAAAAAAGAGGUUCAGCUUAGUGAGCAUGCCGGCGCCGAUGAGAUCACUCCAGCCACCUGUUCAGAUCAUGCCGGCGGCCCCUCCCUCACCAACCAAGGGCUCACCGCGUCGUCGGAAGGCUGGCGUUGGCCGUAAAAAUGUCAGCUUCUCACCCAAGAAAUCGCAAUCUAAGCCACCUAAGAGAUCUGUCCGUUGGAAGGAUGACGAAGAGGACGCUCCUCUCACCGAGUUCCAAAAGUCGCCUCAGAAAACGGAAUAUGUGGAGGAAAACAGCACGCAAGAUUCUUUUGAGCCUACGCUGCCAAGAGGUGCAUCUCCGAUCCCACGGAACAUUCCGAGGAUCGUGAGUCCCUCAGGAAUCGCUUCGCCUGCUUCGUCAUCGGAUGAAUCAACCCUGAACAUCCAGAAGAACAGUAGUCGAUUCAAGGCGGGAUUCCUGUCCAAGAGAAUCAGCAGCGGUGGUAGUGGCAGCUCUCCUCUAGCACCUCCACCUACUUCUUCCCUUCCCCUAUCCGAGCGUGCGAACUCCCCACUUCGCGACAUUGAAGGCAGUAGUUUCUUGAACCGGGCCCCGGCAGAUCGCCCCUCCCGCAUUGCCGUCCGAAGCCCAAGCGGAAACUUUAUGAGCAGCCCGGUGUCUGAUAAUAAGGACAAUUGGAAGUCUGAUAAGGACGAAGCGAUCAAGAUUAACUCCGCUAUGCGCCGCAUCUCCAUUGGCCCUUCUGCCAACGCGUUGCGGGUUCAUCGUCGUCGCAGUCCUAGCUCCAACACAUACAGUAGCUCUCCCAAUGAGGGUAAUAUGUUCACUGCAUCCCAGGCUCGCCGUAUGGUUAAGAGCGACCGAGAGGUCGAGGCCAAGCCCCGGGUAUUCAGUCCGCAUACCCUGCCGGUCAUGAAGAACACUGGGCGUCGAACCACAUUGGGAGGAGAUGUCCGCCCCCGGCAUUCUAGCAUCUCAAGCAGGGAUGCCAUGCGGCUUACAGCUAUGGCUACGCCAUCAGUUGACCGCACUCCAUGA